GGUCACUGACAUCACUCAGGUCCGCCCACCACCAGGGGUACCGGAUGCCGCAAUAGGCGGGAAGGGGCGGAGCCCGCAGCCGCCGCGCCCAGGGACCCACCAGGACCUAAGGGAAAGGGCGACGGCAAGGGGGGCGGGCCGAGCGACGGCUUCCGGCGGAAACUGGAGUGAGCAAGAUGGCUACCACCAAGCGUGUGCUGUACGUGGGUGGGCUGGCAGAAGAGGUGGACGACAAGGUUCUUCAUGCGGCUUUCAUCCCUUUUGGAGACAUCACAGAUAUUCAGAUUCCUCUGGAUUAUGAAACAGAAAAGCACCGAGGAUUUGCUUUUGUUGAAUUUGAGUUGGCAGAGGAUGCUGCAGCAGCUAUUGACAACAUGAAUGAAUCUGAGCUCUUUGGACGGACUAUUCGUGUCAAUUUGGCCAAACCAAUGAGAAUUAAAGAGGGCUCAUCCAGACCAGUUUGGUCAGAUGACGAUUGGUUGAAGAAGUUUUCUGGGAAGACUCUUGAAGAGAAUAAAGAAGAGGAAGGACCCGAGCCUCCCAAAGCAGAAACCCAAGAGGGAGAGCCCACUACAAAAAAAGCGCGGUCAAAUCCUCAGGUGUACAUGGACAUCAAGAUAGGGAACAAGCCCGCUGGCCGCAUCCAGAUGCUGCUGCGUUCUGAUGUUGUGCCCAUGACAGCAGAGAAUUUCCGUUGCCUGUGCACCCAUGAAAAGGGCUUUGGCUUCAAGGGAAGCAGCUUCCACCGCAUCAUCCCCCAGUUCAUGUGCCAGGGUGGUGACUUCACAAACCACAAUGGCACGGGGGGCAAGUCCAUCUAUGGGAAGAAGUUCGAUGAUGAAAACUUCAUUCUCAAACACACAGGAGCAGGCCUUCUCUCCAUGGCCAAUUCUGGCCCAAACACCAAUGGCUCCCAGUUCUUCCUGACCUGUGAUAAGACAGAUUGGCUGGAUGGCAAACAUGUGGUGUUUGGGGAGAUCACUGAAGGCCUGGAUGUCUUACGGCAGAUUGAGGCUCAGGGCAGCAAGGAUGGGAAGCCAAAGCAGAAGGUGAUCAUCGCUGACUGUGGAGAGUACAUGUGACCUUCGCUCGGCUCCCACCUCUGGAAGACAAGGACGGAGCUCUGGCGUCUGGGGCCCUGGUGCUGACUGGGUCCUGUGAAGCAGUUGUGUGUGGCCCAAGCCCUUCUUUGGGGUUACCGUCCUUAGCAGCAGCUCCUCUGCAGGGCCCAGGCUCUCUCUUUGGACGUGGCUGGGCCUUAAAGCCAGCAUAGGCAGUGUGCUGCCGUCUGUCCUGGGCCGGCUCUAGCCACUGGGUGGCUUUGCUGAAAUAAACUGGUUUUUUGUACUGUU
Messenger RNA from Peromyscus eremicus (cactus mouse), 1352 nucleotides. It is a transcript of the gene Ppie, whose product is annotated as peptidylprolyl isomerase E. The transcript has 10 exons. Gene Ontology annotation, biological process: protein folding; protein peptidyl-prolyl isomerization. Gene Ontology annotation, molecular function: RNA binding; peptidyl-prolyl cis-trans isomerase activity. Bases 177 to 1082 code for a protein of 301 amino acids. The record is from RefSeq and is a predicted model, not a curated record. NCBI's taxonomy places the organism in Eukaryota, Metazoa, Chordata, Mammalia, Rodentia, Cricetidae. Gene Ontology annotation, cellular component: intracellular membrane-bounded organelle.